ACAUAUUUCAUCAUGCUUGUCGCUCGCAGAAGGUAUAAAAGGUGGGAGUAAGGUCACCUUAGUGAACCUACAUCCCUGAAUUGUCAGUCAGUGAAAUAACGGCGUGCCGGCUGCAACGUGCUCAGUCUGUGUUCGACAGUGUUGAAGAAUAGUGCUGCCGAAGAAUACUUGUUAUAAAAGACUUUACAGAAAAUGGCAACGUUAAAAGAUCAACUUUUAACUACGGUGACGGAAAGUGUGCCAAAUGGUAGAAACAAAAUCACAGUCGUCGGUGUAGGUCAAGUUGGAAUGGCCUGUGCUUUUAGCAUCUUGACAAACCACGUUUCAAGUGAUGUAGUAUUAAUUGAUGUGAUGGUAGACAAGCUAAAAGGGGAGAUGUUGGAUUUGCAACAUGGCAGUGCAUUUAUGAAAAAUGCAAAAGUCAAUGCCAGCACAGAUUACGCUGCUACUGAAAAUUCGAGUCUCUGUAUUGUUACGGCAGGUGCCCGUCAGCGUGAAGGCGAAACCAGGUUGGAUCUGGUUCAACGUAACACUGACAUCUUCAAAGGCAUCAUUCCUCAGUUAGUCAAAUAUAGCCCGAACACGAUUCUUUUGAUCGUCUCCAACCCUGUGGAUAUUUUAACAUACGUGGCAUGGAAACUUUCCGGCUUGCCAAAAAAUAAAGUCAUUGGUAGCGGGACGAAUCUGGAUUCUGCCCGCUUUCGCUUUUUAUUAUCUCAAAGACUUAACGUCGCUCCUACAUCCUGCCAUGGUUGGAUUAUCGGAGAGCAUGGUGACACCAGUGUGCCUGUGUGGUCCGGAGUUAAUGUUGCUGGAGUGCGUUUGCGUGAUUUCGACGAGCACGUAGGUACCGAUAAAGACAAAGAACAUUGGAACGAGCUACAUAAACAGGUAGUGGAAAGCGCAUAUGAAGUGAUCAAGCUGAAGGGCUAUACUUCUUGGGCUAUUGGUCUCAGCGUAUCGCAUCUUGCUUCAGCAAUAUUAAGAAAUUCCAAUCAAGUGCAUGCUGUAUCCACGAUGGUUACUGGUUAUCAUGGAAUUAAGGAGGAAGUAUUCUUAUCCUUACCUUGCACGUUGGGUGAAGAUGGCGUCACGCAUAUUGUUCGGCAGAAGUUAACAGACGAUGAACUUGCACUCUUACAUAAAUCUGCAGCGAUGAUGCACGAAGUGCAACAAGGCCUCAAAUUUUAGACAAAUAUAUUAUCUUUAUCUACGUAUUUAAGUCAUUUUAUUUUUAUGCUUUUUGUGUGUCUAUUUACAAUUUAUGUGUACUUCAGAUAUUUCAACACAGUAUUAUGUCUACAAGUUUAUUGAACUUUUGUA
This is a messenger RNA of Camponotus floridanus (Florida carpenter ant), 1323 nucleotides long. RefSeq names its product L-lactate dehydrogenase. The coding region runs from base 193 to 1191 and encodes 332 amino acids. Gene Ontology annotation, biological process: carboxylic acid metabolic process. Gene Ontology annotation, cellular component: cytoplasm. The transcript is spliced from 5 exons. Gene Ontology annotation, molecular function: L-lactate dehydrogenase (NAD+) activity. The record is from RefSeq and is a predicted model, not a curated record. NCBI's taxonomy places the organism in Eukaryota, Metazoa, Arthropoda, Insecta, Hymenoptera, Formicidae.